Molecule: messenger RNA, 1638 nt
Organism: Fonticula alba
Lineage: Eukaryota; Rotosphaerida; Fonticulaceae
Exons: 3
Coding region: 1-1461 (486 amino acids)
Cellular component (GO): nucleus
Source: RefSeq, a predicted model, not a curated record
AUGGCCGUCAACAAGAGGUCGCGCGAGGAGACCACUGCCCAGAGCGCCAUCGCCGCUGAGGAGGCCAAGAACGCUGCUUCUGCCGCUGGCAGCGACUCCGAGUCCGAGGACGAGGUUGAGUUGUCGACCAAUUCCGCGGCCGGGAUCCUGCGUCAGCGCUCAAAGCAGGCGGCGGCGGCCCCCUCGGCUCCGGCCGGCCCGCCGGCCCCGAAGCGCCCUCGCGCUGAGGUUGAGGCCAUCCUGGCUCCUGGAGCUCCGGCCUUUGACGAAGACGACGAGCCGAUUCAGCCGGUCCCGGCACUGCGUAUGCCGAAGCCGCGUGGCACUUUCGCCCCCCGGCCGCUGGUGCGCAACGACAUUGUCCAGCAUCCGCCCAGCGACGAUGAGGCCAAGGACAGCAGUCCUGACGAUGGGUCCAGCGGCGAUGGGGAGCUCGACUCCGACGUGAACUUCGACAGCGACGAUGAGGGUGAUGACAGCGACGACGACGACGACGACGACGAUGGGUAUGUCUAUGACGACAACAACGAGGAGGAGACCGAGGCCGUGCGCGGCGAGAUUGUUCAGGUGGACUUCGAGUUCUUCAACCUGUUGGAUGCGGACCCGGCCUCGAUUCGCCACUUGCUGUCGCAGGUCCUGGAGCGCGACAGCGUGGACCUUUUUGGCCUGGCGGAGCACAUUUGCGCCGUGGCCCGCGACGAUCCCGAGACCACUGGAUCGUGCAUCCGCGUGGAUGGCAACCCGGAGCCCUAUGCCUGCUUGGCACUGGUGAACCUGGGCCAGAUGGGUGGUAGCGUCGCCGCGACGGAGCCCGCCUGUUUGGCGCAGCUCCGGGACUACCUGGCUGGCCGGGCGCCCGGGGCGUCUGAGCGUGCCUCUUUGCAGAGGCUCUUCGAUGGGAAAUCCGCCCUGGUUGUCAAUGAGCGCCUGAUCAACAUGCCGGCGCAGACGGCCGUGCCGAUGUUCCGCAUGCUGGCCGAUGAGGUGGAGGCCGCGCGGCGCUGGUCGCCGGACACCUCGUCCUACUCGGUGGACCGGUUGGUCUUUGUGCUCAAGCGCUACAAGCAGCUGCCCUUCGACGAUCCGUCUGAGUCCUCCGGCAGCGAGAAUGAGUCGGCCGGCCCUGGUGCUGGAACUGCCGCCAAGCGCAGCAUGAACCCCCCGGAGGAGUAUUUCUUCGUCAAUGAGGAGGAGGAGAUUGUCCUGGAGGCAGUGCGUCAGGCCGGCGGCCUGACCUUCCCCUUCGACCUGGUCAAGUCCACCCCUCGGUGGACGGUGGAGGAGCAGCUCAUCCAGCACUCGCGUGUGCUCGCUGUCCUGCCGAUUGAUCGCCUUCGCCCGCUGGUCCGCAAGAUUGAGGAGACCUUCGGUGUGGAGCAUUUGGACCAGAGCCGUCCGGCGAGCGAUGCCUCCUCCUCGUCGGGCAGCGAUGACACCUCCUCCGAGGAGGAGUCCGACUGAGAGAGAGUAGAUAGUGUUGGGGACCGGCCGGGAGGGGGGGAGGGCGCCGAGAAGCAGCGCAUCCCCCCCCCCCCCUCUCCAUCCAUGACCCUGCCUCUGACUUGCUUUGGAUGCCGAUACCCAUGUGUGAGCCCAUGGCGCAAUCCUACGUCAAAAGAAAUAUAUCCGAUUUUGGGA